This is a messenger RNA of Drosophila takahashii, 1014 nucleotides long. RefSeq lists its product as uncharacterized. The record is from RefSeq and is a predicted model, not a curated record. NCBI's taxonomy places the organism in Eukaryota, Metazoa, Arthropoda, Insecta, Diptera, Drosophilidae.
AUGUUAGGCUUAAGAGUGCUACUUGCGUUUAAUAUAAUUUUAUUCGGAAUUUUCCGUGGAGAGUGUGCUGUCGUAAAUAAAGAUAAUAAAGUUUAUUUAACAGAAGAAGGUGUAAAAAAUUCCCUAAUUGAAGCUCAGUCGAUUGGAAGAAUUGUCAACCGCAUAAAGGACAAGGAAAUUAAUCAAAACCCCUUACCAGCAGCUAGUUAUGUUGGUGAUAUUACGCGUACAUCCCACACAGAUCAUGAAUACCCCUGCCCACAUGCAUCAUCUGAUAUACCUCAAAUGAAUGCUGCAGAAGAACCAAAAAUCAAUGGAAACCCAUCAGUUACGCGAACCGAGUUCGGAUCCCAAAUAAAAACUCAGUCAACAUAUUCCACUGAUUUUCAAUUGCAAAUACAGAACCCACGACCAGUGCAGCACAUUCAUUACCAUUAUCUGGUGCCCAAUACCACUCCAAAGCCGAUAAUAAAUUAUGUAUCUCAAAGUGAAUCCAACGGCUACAAUGUAAAUUCAGAAAAUAAACAUUAUUCGUCCGUUGACUCGCAGCCCUCACAUAUCAAUGGAAAUAAUCUACAGUACGGGAAUCGAGAAGUAACGCAAAAUAACCCUUUAUAUUCAGCUGUGGACAAUAGUGGAUAUCUUUACGAUUCCCCGGACGAGCACCAAGGUCAGGCAUCUGAAAAUACAUCGGUGUACGAAUUAAGAGAUCCUGGAACUCUUGGGCAAGAGGCUAUAUUGAAAACAAAUACGGAAGUACCAAUCCAAACCCAGCAAAUGGAAACAGUCAGCCCAAGUCCAAAUCCACCGGAAGUGUACUUCAUAAAAUAUUAUGGCAAUGAAAGUAAUAAAACUACCACAUCACCUGAAUCACAGACCUCAAGUGAUUCCUCGAAUGAGGUUUCAGACGGAAGUGGUUUAAUAGACAUUAGAACAGGUGUAAUUGAUGAAGUUCUGGACAGUCAAAAAAAGCCAUAUAAUGAACACUCUGCCUACAACGUUCCAUUAAAUUAA